GGGGGGGACGAAAUAUGUAAUUAGUGAAGUUCAUAUCGCGUCCGAGUGUAGCUUGUGUGUGUGUGUGUGUGUGUUUGGGUACCGUGGUCUGUGAUAUCACUAUAUCAGCGCCGACGGACGACGACCUAAUACCCUAUGCGGUUGUGUUGUUGAAUUUCAGGACGGUUUAUUUAUUUUUUUUUUUGUAACGUUCACUCGUUGUCUUCCGUCGUUUAUCUAUUCACAGACGACUUAGUUAACAUGGCCUACAUAGAAAAAUGCUGCUGACAUCUGAGAUUCGUCGACGUCUCAUUUGGCAUGACACGAUAUUACACCGCAGCAUAAGAUAAGACCCAACGACUACAACGUUACACCACAGUCGUGACGGACAGUGCGCGACGGCCAUGAGAAACAUUUGUCGGUGUGAUGAAUGAGGACGAGAUAGCCGAUAAAGUAUACGAGGAGAGAGAGAGAAUUGUCGAUCUAUAUAGGAAUGGACCCGGUGACGGAACGAUCAUAGAUCCUGUUGAUGAUCCCGCUUUCAAUGAUUAUUACAAACUUGACAGGUUUGGAUUCAUAAUAGGUGAUGAGUCAAAGUUUAAAAAAGAAGAACCUCAAGAUAUAAAAAUCGAAGUAACCCGUGAACAAAAAUGGCUGAAAAUGAUCUCCAAUUGGGAUGGUCUGUCCCGAGACAAACUCAAAAGACGCGUUUACAAAGGCAUUCCAAAUUCAUUACGAGGUAAAGUGUGGGCCAAACUAUUGGGUGUUGAUCAACUCACAGAUGAUCAGAAAAACAAAUACAAACAUAUGCGUGAGCUGGCAUGGGAACAUUCACCAGAUGUAAGACAAAUUGAUCUAGACGUGAAUCGGACAUAUCGAGAACAUAUCAACUUUCGAAAACGUUACAAUUCCAAGCAACAAGAGUUAUUUAAUAUACUGUCCGCUUAUAGUAUUUAUAAUUUAGAUAUUGGUUAUACUCAGGGAAUGUCACAAAUUGCAGCAUUACUAUUGAUGUAUUUAAGUGAAGACGAAGCUUUCUGGGCAUUGUCUACUCUUAUUUCUAAUAGCAAGUAUCAUAUGCAUGGUUUUUUUAUACCUGGAUUUCCUAAGUUAAUAAGGUUUCAAGAUCAUCAUGAUAAAAUAAUGAAUAAGUUAUUACCUAAGUUAAAAAAACAUUUGGAUAAAAAUGGAGUUGAAACUGGGUUAUAUACUUUAAAAUGGUUCUUCCAAUGUUUUUUGGACAGAAUACCAUUUAAAUUGACUUUAAGAGUGUGGGAUAUAUUUUUACUUGAAGGCGAUAAAAUAUUAUCAGCUAUGGCGUAUUGCUUAUUAAAAUUACACCGUCACCAGCUAUAUGCUUUAGGAAUGGAUGAUAUACUUAAUUUUUUGCAAGUAAAAUUGGAACAAAAUUAUCAACAUUCAGCAGAUUAUACCAUUGAAAAACUUCAAGAAUGCCUUACUGAACUAAAAAAAAUUAAACUUGACAAUGCUGGCCCGCCGUCUCAAAAUGAAAAGUUAAAAAGAGAGCUCGGAAUAUUUAAUCCUGAUGAUAUUCCUGUUAAGAAGCCUCAAAUCAAUGGAGUAGAUAAAAAAAGAAAACCCAUUAAUGCAGACCAAAUUCAUAGUUCACCUGAACAGGAUUCACAACGCCAAGGUUCAAUUAUUACAAAUGGUAAAAACAGUUUAGACGAUGUUAGCUCAAUUGUUGGAGAUAGUUCUAGACGCUCAUUGCUGGACACUAGUGUAACUUCUGCUGCUACGACUACAAUGUCUCCUCAAAGUAUACAAAAUGAUGAUGCUGGAUCGGAUGUUACAUGUGUGAGCCCACAACCCGAUGUGCUUCGCAUAUAUGUGCCAUACGAUACUCCAACAAAGAAAUCUCCUACUUCUGUUUCAAACAAAAUCACAACAAUACAGGUGAUAGAUGAUAUGGCCACUCCUACUGUGGAAACAGAUGGUAUAUUUAAAGCGGUGUCUACUAUAAACUAAUCAUUUGUUGAAUUAGUGAUGUACUAAAUUGGCUGUGAUUGAAUAUAUAGUUGGUGACUACUUUAUGACUAAGCAGUGCUACUUUCCAUGUAAAUUGGUUAUACCUUUUUUGUAUUUUUGUGUAUAGUACAUAAUUUGUUCUUGGCAAGAUUCUUAGUUGUAGCUUAAGUUCAGAAGUUGAAAAUUCAAUAUUCAUACAAUUUAUUCUUCAAAAAGUCAUUAAUUUAAAUUAUUUAAUAACAAAAUGGUGCAGAAUUUGUAAAAAUAGAUAUAAUUCCGUAUAAAUUUUCCCUAACAUUACUUCUAAACUUCAAUAAUCUAUAUUUAUUUUAUUUUCAAUUUAACUUUAAAUACCUUGUGCCUAUUGUUCGAUUUUACUUUAAUUUCAUAAUUACAUUUAAUGAAAUUAAUAUAUUAAUGUUCAAGAAAACAAUAGCUAUAUUUGAUAUACUUAAUUUAUUUGCAUGGUAUUUAAAAUUUUGAGUUGCAUGAAAAUUACAAAUAACAUUAAUAAACUAUUUCGACUCCAUAUAAAAGUUUAAAUAUUUUAACUAUAAAAUAGUUAAUUUAUAAAACUUAAUGCUAUUUAUUUAUACAAUUUUUUUAUUUCUAUGAUUAAAUUAGAUCUCUUACAAUUAUUAUAUUUAUAUAUAUUAUUAUACUUGUAGGUGUUUUAGGAUAAAUUUAAUUAAUAAACAAUUAUAGUUAAUGCAAUUGACACAUAAUACCUAAAACAUUAACUAAUUUUUAUUUCAGUUGAAUACGAUUAAGAUAAUUUACCUCAAAUUUAUUAUAGUACAUAACUAUUGCCUUCUUUUCAGAUUAAAUUAAUUUCCUAAUGUUAAUAAUUAAAAUAAGUAUUAGAACAAUAUUUUAUCACAUGACGAUAUUAUUACAGUUUCUUAUUAGGAAUAUGUUCACUAUCUUACUAUCAGUAUUAAAUUUUAAAAAUAUAAGUAUCAAAGUAAUAAAAAUGUUAACUAAUUAAUUUAUGUUGUAAUUGGAUGAUUUAUUAUCAUUUUGGUUAACUGUAAAAAAAAAAAAUGGUUUAUUAUUAAUUUUAAAUGUUGGUUUUGAGAAAAAAAAACUUUUUGACGCCAUCAUUAUGUAACUGAAUGCUCUCUUUCAAUAUAAGACUAAAUUCAUUAUUCAUUCCAUACUUUUUAUAUUUUGCACAAAUAAACGAUAUGUUUGUAUUAAAUUAGUUAAGAUUGCUAGUAGACUGUUCAAAUAUGAAUGUUUUAAAGAGAGAUAAUAAUUAUAAACAACAAUUUAUUUUAUGAAAGAAAUGUGAUGUGUAUUUUGACAUAGAAAUAUAAUUGUUUUUAACAAACACCUUAGAUUGUCUUAUAAGUUAAUAUAUUAUAUAUUUUUAAUAAUUCUAUAUGGUAAUUACUACUUCUACAUUAUUAUUAAGUUGUAUUUUAUGUCAUUAGAUGUUAACUUGGUGUUCAAAAGACGUAUAGAUGUUACAACUUAUUAUACUUAGAUAGAAUUGUUAAAACUUGUUUUGUAAUUUUAACAUUCUGUAUAGAUCAUGAAUUUUAAAUUGAAAUGUUUUUGUUAUAAAUGGGAAAGAUGCAACUUGAACAAAUGGUUAUGUUUAUAAUUUACCGAUUGUAUACAAACCGAAUGAUUAAUUACAGUGAAAACAUUAUAUUUUUUCAUUGUAUAAAAAAUAUUCUUCUAAAUAAGUACGAGACUGUGAACAUUAAAAAACAAGGACAAUAGUUUCUUGAGCGUUCAAUCUUUAUAAUUUAUAUACAUUUUAAUUAUUAACUUAUUGUUAUUGAUAAACAUUGUAUUGUAGCUAUUUAAUAUUAUUAAAGUUUGUCAACAACAAUAUUAUUGUAUUUUAUUAUAAUUAUUAAUAUAUUAUUAUAUAAUAUAUAUAAAUAUAAUUAUGUAUUAUACCUAAAUAUAUAUUUACAAUUAUUUGUUUUA
Molecule: messenger RNA, 3912 nt
Organism: Aphis gossypii (cotton aphid)
Lineage: Eukaryota; Metazoa; Arthropoda; Insecta; Hemiptera; Aphididae
Product: USP6 N-terminal-like protein
Exons: 9
Coding region: 406-1968 (520 amino acids)
Source: RefSeq, a predicted model, not a curated record